This is a messenger RNA of Rosa chinensis, 2960 nucleotides long. Its product is annotated as serine/threonine-protein kinase/endoribonuclease IRE1b. The record is from RefSeq and is a predicted model, not a curated record. The coding region runs from base 139 to 2823 and encodes 894 amino acids. The transcript has 6 exons. Gene Ontology annotation, molecular function: protein serine/threonine kinase activity; RNA endonuclease activity; ATP binding. NCBI's taxonomy places the organism in Eukaryota, Viridiplantae, Streptophyta, Magnoliopsida, Rosales, Rosaceae. Gene Ontology annotation, cellular component: IRE1-TRAF2-ASK1 complex. Gene Ontology annotation, biological process: intrinsic apoptotic signaling pathway in response to endoplasmic reticulum stress; protein phosphorylation; mRNA processing.
UCAGCGGUCAGCUGCUAAAUUCCGCGUGCGUCUUAUUGUUCGAUCCCUAAAUUCCCAAUUCCCCGAAUCACUCCGAAAUUCCCAAUUCCCUCCUCAAUUCCUAGAUUCUCGAAUCCAAUCGGUCUCUCUCAGAAACAAAUGAGACGAUCGGUGAUCUUCCUUCUCCUGUUUGCUCCCUUGAUCGGCUGUUUCGUCAAGUCUGGUUCAGCCGAGGAGACCUCCCUCGCCAACCCAGAUUCCGCCGGCGGCGCUCUCCAGCUCUUCAGCUCUCUUCUGCCUCCUGCACUUAGGAAUGAUGCAGCGCUUUUGGUCACAUUGGAUGGCAAGGUAGUUUCUGUCAACCCCAAGACGAUGGAGAUUGAGUGGGCCUUGUCCUCUGGUUCCCGAAUUCACUCUUCCUAUCAGAACGUCUCUUAUUUCAACAACCGCAGGAGUGAUGAUGAUGAUGAUGAUCACUCUUUCAUUGAUAUUGGUGAAGACUGGGCCCUCUAUCGUCACAGCAACACCAACCAGAAGAAGAAGAAACUGUCGUCGAGUAUUAGAGAAUAUGUCGCAACUACUCCGCUAGUUUCCGAGGAUGGAGGAGUCACAUUGGGGUCAAAGAUCACUAAAGUAUUUGCUGUUAAUGCUGUGACCGGACAAGUAAUUCAUAGUUUUAGGUUGGGUGAUAAUACUCCUUCAGCUACUUUAGGUAUGGAAUCCACCAGUGCCGAGGGGUUGGAAACAUCUGGACUGGUGUUGUAUCUCGAGAGAACAGAUUACACACUGCAGCAUUGUACAGUCAAGGGCGAUCUUCUGUGGAAAUUAGAAAUUGCAGAGUUUGAUGCUCACUUUCGAUAUCCUAAAAUUGGAAAUGGGCUUGGUCUAGAGGACAGGCUUAUUGCUAACUCAACAGUGCCUUAUCAGAAGGAGAAGCCUGUUGUCAUUCGGGUUCCUUAUCGUAAUUCGGUGGAAUCUCGUUCUGUAAUUGACGGUCUAACUGAUGGGUAUUAUGGAGGCAAACCUCUCCCCCUUGAAGGUCCUCAUAACGAUCUUCUGGCACUGCCUUUUGACAAAGGUGCUGUACCUCCUCACAACAAUGAAGGCAGAGAAAUGCUUGCUUUGCCCUCUCUUGAAUUUGUGGACUCUAGGAUCUUGGCUCUCCCUACUAGAGAUGUUGGUAAACUGGACAUCACAAGCUCAGUGGCUGAAUCUAUUACUAACUUCCCCAUACAAUCUCUUUUUGUAUUUCUUCUCACCCUAUUAUCCAUUCUGGGAUAUAUCUUUCGUUUUCUGACUGGAAAACAGCGUAAACUGAAAGUGGUGGCUGAGGAAAGUAAAGCGCAAGCAGGAGCUCCCAAAAAGAAGAAAACUCGAAGAUUGGGAAAUAAUAAGAAGAAUUUCAGUUAUGAGAAAGACGCAAGAAAUUUGUCGUAUGAAUAUAAGUUUGGUGAAUCUAAUGGACCUGCACUUGGGGAAAGAAAUGAAACAAAAUUGCUCUUGACCUCUUCUGAUUUUAUUGAUCGUGACAACGAGGGACGUAGGAUUGGCAAGUUACUUGUUUCCAGUAAUGAAAUUGCUAAGGGGAGUAACGGUACCAUUGUACUUGAGGGUAUCUAUGAUGGUCGUCCAGUAGCUGUUAAACGCCUUGUGCGAACUCAUCAUGAUGUGGCUUCGAAAGAGAUUCAGAAUCUUAUUGCGUCUGAUCAGCAUCCAAAUAUUGUCCGUUGGUAUGGCGUGGAGCAUGAUCAAGAUUUUGUCUAUAUAUCCUUGGAGCGCUGUUCAUGUAGCUUAAAUGACUUGAUUUAUUAUUACUCAGAGUCUUCUCAAGGCCAAAUUAUCAACAAGGAUGAGGAUCCUCACUUUUUGGCCGAGUAUCGCAUUCAAUUGCAGGCAAUCAUGGGAAAGAACAAGAAUGUUGAAUUGUGGAAGACAAAUGGAUACCCUUCACCCCAAAUGUUAAAAUUAAUGAGUGAUCUUGUUUCUGGACUUGCCCAUUUGCAUGAACUUGGAAUUAUACAUCGGGAUCUAAAGCCUCAGAAUGUUUUGAUAAUCAAAGGCAGAUCGUUAUGUGCCAAGCUUUCAGAUAUGGGUAUCAGCAAACGCCUUCAAGGGGACAGAUCUUCCAUAACCCAGCAUGCUACUGGCUAUGGGAGUUCAGGUUGGCAAGCACCUGAACAACUUCUCCAUCAGCGGCAAACACGUGCAGUAGAUUUAUUUAGUUUAGGUUGUCUCCUCUUUUUCUGUCUCACUGGGGGUAAACACCCUUAUGGGGAUAGUAUCGAGCGUGAUGUGAAUAUAGUGAAUGAUCGGAAAGACCUAUUCUUGGUAGAGAAUAUACCAGAAGCAAUGGAUCUUUUUACUCGUCUCUUGGAUCCCAACCCUGACAUGAGGCCAACAGCUGUGGAUGUGUUGCAUCAUCCCUUUUUCUGGAGUUCUGAGACGAGACUUUCGUUUCUGCGUGAUGCUAGUGAUCGGGUUGAAUUGGAGGAUAGGGAGACUGCAUCCCAGCUCUUAAGUUCAUUAGAAAGUACUGCAGCAGUUGCUCUAAAUGGUAAGUGGGAUGAAAAGAUGGAACCUGCAUUCCUCAAUAACAUUGGUCGCUAUAGGCGUUACAAGUUUGACAGCAUCCGUGACUUGCUGCGUGUAAUAAGGAACAAGUUAAAUCACUACAGAGAACUUCCCCAAGAGAUCCAGGAAUUAUUGGGGACAGUUCCUGAGGGCUUCGACAGUUAUUUUUCAAGUCGAUUCCCUAAAUUAUUAAUCGAGGUUUAUAAUGUGUUGUACAAGUACUGCAAAGAGGAGGAAUUUUUUCGCAAGUAUAUACAAGGCAAAUUGGUGUAAUUUGUUGCCACCACACUGCAUUAGCUUGUCAUGAAUCAAGUUGCUUUUGUAAUUGGAAAUGUAUCGUACAAACUAGUGUAACAGUAAAUUAAUAAGAUUACUAGUCAUAAAUUCUCUAGUUUCAUGGUUUCUGCUUA